UAUUUUCAGAUUAUGCUGUACUUAGUGACAGAUUUUGUAUAUAAAUACUUGGCAGUUGUUGGAUGGGAGGUCAUUACUAAUACCAUAAACUUCAGUUGUUAAAAAAAAAACAACAAGUUGAAUGUAAAUUGAUACAGAGAAAUUAUAUCUUGCCUUCAUUAGACAUGGCCACUGCAAUUUUAGUGUGCGAAAUUUGUGCAGAAGAAUUUGACUCUAAGACCCACAAGCCACUUUGUCUGGAAUGUGGCCACACAUUUUGUUUUUCCUGCAUUUCAAGCUUGAUGAAAAAUUCUGAAAACAAACAUUGCCCCAAAUGUAGAAAGCAAAUUUCCAAGCCAGCAAAACAAAUUCCAGUUAACUACUCAAUAAUUGCAGCAAAUAGCCAAGGAUGUAAACGUAAACGAUCUCCAGACUCCAAGAAAUUGUGCCUCCAACAUGCAAAGGUUAUGGAAUAUCUGUGCAUGGAUUGCAUGGCACCCAUGUGUUCAAAAUGCCUGACUGACAACCAUGCCACACACAAAGCAAAAUUGUUGGAUGACCUGUGCCAGGAAAAUGAUCACGAUGACUCAAGAGCUAAAGUACACGCUGCAUUGAAUAACAAACUUCAGAAACUGAAUGAUAUGGCCUUGGUUGCAAAUGGCACCCUGAAGCUGAUGAAUGAUAUAACUAACCUGAAGACUGACAUAGAGGGAUUUAAUGUUUCUGUAGAUGCCCGGAUCAAGUCAACGGAGGAAGAUCUCCAGGCCUGGAGCAACAUGGACUCCAGUGAUGAGAAUGCAAAAAACAAGUGCAGGGAGAUGCUGUGUCACAUUAAUUCAGAACAUGAAGAAAAUUUAAAGUUCACUGAUAUCAAAAAGAAGCUGGAUUCUGCAACCAAGAAAUGCAAUUUGUUGGUACCAACAACUCCAUCACAUGAGCUCAUGCCAAAUGAUACACAUUGGACUGUGACUGACCUGAGUUCUUGGAAACGAGCUAUUGCAAGCCUAAUCAAUGAGAGGAAGCCAAGUACACUCACAGUCGUGUCCACUCACACAAGCCCCAUCCCAGGGCUGCGACUGCUCCUGUCCAGCCUUACAGAACACAAUCUCCGCAACAUUUACUUGAUGCCAAUGGACUCCUUCUGGAAACCGGCGGGACAGACAGAUGAUGAAAUAGGAACCAUCAUCAAAGAGUCGGGAGACCGGCUCAAGAGGUUGUAUGGCACUCCUGCCCAAAUUCUGGCCUACAGCAACAAUGAGACUCGUCCGCCCAAAAAGCUUGGUGUUCGCCUCUCAAGCAUGAAGGAUGUGGAGCGCUGUGCAGAAGUGGCCCGUGUGGGAGCAUCAGUUCGCGAUGUUUGCUUCGUGAGAGGAGUCCCGUACAACACUGGUGUAUACUUGCGCGGUAUUAGCUGGAUGCCGUGCCAGUGGCACUUCCCUGACUUGAAAGACAGCGACUUGGACUGGUUCUUCGCCAUUCUGUCCCCCGUCUAUUUUCCGCUCAAGUAUUUGAACCUGGUGCUGCCGAGGGACAGUCUUUCUGAGGCUGGCGCUCGUCGGUUGUUGAUGAAGAUGGCAGCAGAUUUUACCAAUAUGGCAAUAUACUGCGAGCCACACUCCGAGAUCAUGACGUCUAAUGAAACUGCGAUUGAAUGUUGGGAGUUGUCAACCAUCAGCAUCAUCAUUGGAUACUUCCAAGAAUUUACAACUUAACCGGCAAACAAACGCACCAAAUGGUUUACAGUUCUCUCAGUUCAGUCGAAAAAGUGUUCGGAAUUUUGACGUGUACCCAUAAUAAGGAUGCUUAUAUUUCAACUUAUUUUCUAGUCUAGACACGUGGCUGUCGUCCCUGGUCUUCCCAGCGGGACAUUUUCUGCUAUGGAGAUGAGUUGGCAGGAAUAAGUUAGCGUCGGUGGUGUGAACGACGCCGCGUUGAAGCUUUACGUGCCCAAUACCUGUAGACUAAUACAGCUUUGUUCCUCAAUGGAAAUCAUUGCGUUGGUAUUUUUUAGUUUAGUUAAUGAGCGGAAUAUCCUUGGUUGAAUCACGACCAUUUAGUUAUUCUUCUAGCUAGUAGUGUUGUUUGUAGCUCUGUGUUUGGUUUAGGCCUUUUUAAGGCACGACGUUGAAGCCGAACUUUUCUUGAUGAAGGUACCUAUAUUGUUUGUUCGUUUAAGUGGAAGUCCCGUUUUAUUUUUAUUUUUUAAUUUCUUGUAUCGUGUUCGGUUAUUCUUUGGUGCAGGCCCACGUAACCUGACGCGGGCUUUGUUUUGUUGCCCGCGGCGCCUUGAGUUGAGCCGCAGACUUGCGGUGGUGAGGACAUUGUUUAGUGAUGGAAGUGGUGAAGCGUUUGUGAUGAUAGGACAUCUGUUAAUGAUGGAAGUGGUGAAGCGUUUGUGAAUUUGGCAAGAACUUGCGUGAUUUGUAGUCUUGGAUUUAUUAGAGCUUUGCAAUACACCGGAAAUGUUUCGUG
Hyalella azteca is the source of this 2451-nucleotide messenger RNA. Its product is annotated as tripartite motif-containing protein 5. Gene Ontology annotation, molecular function: zinc ion binding. Lineage: Eukaryota; Metazoa; Arthropoda; Malacostraca; Amphipoda; Hyalellidae. Bases 165 to 1691 code for a protein of 508 amino acids. The transcript is spliced from 5 exons. The record is from RefSeq and is a predicted model, not a curated record.